AUUUAGUGCUGGCAGUUUUGGACUACUUCUACCUGUGGAAGCUAUCAUAUCGAAUAGGUGGUUACCAUCUUUUAAAAGAGGUUCAAAAGUACAAUGUUGAAGAAGUGACUGCUGAAGGUUUUUCAAGUAAGGCAUUACAAUCGGAAUAUCCAGGAUAUAAAUUUAGCUGGAUUGAGAUUGAAGUAAAAGGCAUUAAAGAAAUGUUGAAGGGUUUUCCGGACUUUGAUUUAGUAAUGAAUAAGGCCGAUGGCAUAGGUAUCAAGGUUUCGUGUAACCAAGCAGUUGUGUUCAUUGAAGUAUCCGGUAGUCCUAGCAAGCCUGAUGAAAAACACAUAAAAGAUGACGCAGAAAAACUUUUGAAGGAGGCAACAUUUGGGUUGGUUUCAUUAUUAAGAAAUUAUUUGGAUAAACCUGCCAAGAUGGCUAAAAACGUGCAUAUAUAUAUGAUACAAUGCAUCGGUGAUAGGAUAACAUUAAGUGAAUUUUCGCUUAAUGGAAAAUAUCGUUACAAAACCUCACAGAUCAAAUCCGCCCGAUUGCCAUUUUCAUUUACUGAAAUUGCAGACUAUUUGGAAAUUUUUGAACUGUUAUAUGCUUUAAUAGAUGGGCUUGAAAAUCAAACAAAAUUAUUACACGAAUUAAGGUUAUUACCUAAUGAUCGUGUGCCUAAAGUUCGAGACUGGCUUUGGGUUCCGGACACAACUGCAAGUUCACUGUCUAUUAUUUAUUGUUUUAUUGUUUUUUUCACUGCUAUUGAUGAAGAGCGACGCGAUGAAGUGUAA
This is a messenger RNA of Paraglomus brasilianum, 782 nucleotides long. NCBI's taxonomy places the organism in Eukaryota, Fungi, Glomeromycota, Glomeromycetes, Paraglomerales, Paraglomeraceae. The record is from the annotation of a GenBank genome assembly.